Molecule: messenger RNA, 2612 nt
Organism: Cephus cinctus (wheat stem sawfly)
Lineage: Eukaryota; Metazoa; Arthropoda; Insecta; Hymenoptera; Cephidae
Product: venom carboxylesterase-6
Exons: 9
Coding region: 312-2207 (631 amino acids)
Source: RefSeq, a predicted model, not a curated record
AGUAUCAGUACGGAUCCUCCUAGUUCGCUAAUUAAACUGUUGUCGUUGUAUUGUAUUUAUUGUAUCUAGUGCCGUGGGUAAAAUUAUUCCCACAGUUAACGUUACGGUUCGAAUCGUGAAGCAGAGAAGUCUGUGCGGUUUGCCUAAUUCUUGCUCAGUUUCGCGUAUUCGUCUGCACGGUACGAAUUAGGUUAGGGUACUGAGACAUCAUUACGAUCGAUGGACAAAUUUCGAAAUUCCUUCGAUUUCUCUUUUAUUAUUUAGCGAUUGCCUUUACCUAUUACGAUUACCUAUCAGUGCAAAGGCGAGACAUGGCUAAAGAAAUAAUUUUGCUAAUUCUUGCAAUAUUUACUUUGGCGGAAAGUGUAUCAUCGAGUGCUCAUCCUUUUAGACUGACCAAGUUUGGUAAAAUCAGAGGAAAGUGGAUAGAAAUAAAAACUCAUAAAGAAAAUCCUUCCGUUGCUGCUUUUCUUGGAGUUCCUUAUGCGGAAGCGCCAUCAGAAAAUGGAACACAUCGUUUUAAGAAUUCUGAACCUUGGAAAGAACAUUGGAACUAUACUAGAUCAGCCGUUAAAGACGGAUCGAGGUGCCCUCAAUUGAAUGAAAGAAACGAAGUGAUCGGUAACGAGAACUGUCUCUUCCUGAAUAUUUUCGUUCCUAAGAAAUUGAAGAAAGAUCAUGACGCGAAGUAUCCUGUACUUGUGUUUGUUCAUGGUGGGGAUUUCAAGAGGGGCGGUAACAAUAGUACUUAUUAUUCUCCUGAAUAUUUGAUGUACACCAAAAUUAUAUUGGUCACCGUAAAUUAUCGUUUGGGCGCUUUCGGAUUCUUCAGCACCGGCGAUGACGCGGCUCCCGGCAAUUGGGGCCUGAAGGAUAUAAAACUGGCGCUGCACUGGAUACAGGAAAAUAUAGAUGCAUUCGACGGCGAUGCAAAUUCCGUGACCCUGUGGGGUCACGACAGCGGAGGCGUAUUGGUCCAUAUCCUGGCGCUCUCAAACAAGACGGAAGGUCUUUUCCAUAAAUACAUCACAUCCGGUGGAUCGAGUCUCGCGUUCCAUGCUGUAAAGACAGCAGACAAUGCCAGACUGCAAGCAAUAGACGCUGCUUACCAGGCGGAGUGUAUCGGUAAUGACGAAAUGGGAAAGAUAAUGAAAUGCUUGUCCAGCGUUGAGAAAAGCAUUGCAGUCGCUUCGAGAGAAAUUUCUCAAGUGAAAUGCAUCGCAAAUGAAGAUACAAAAAUAUUACUAAACUGUAUUAAAAAUUCGACGCUCGAUAAGAUAACACGCCUGCAGUCAUCGACGUUACGCGACAUCGUGUUUCCGUCGUAUGAAUUUACACCGACCGUUGAGCAAGACUCGAAGGACGCCAUCUUAAAUGCUAAUCCUUUGACGUUAAUUGAAAAAGGACAAUUUCGUGAUAUCCCAUGGAUCGUUGGAUUGACCAAGGACGAAGGACUCCAAAUCAGUCUGGGUAUUUCAUUGAACGACGAUAAGAACAGCGAAUCGCUUGAAGGCUGGAUUUAUUAUUUGGAGUCCCUUAAGAACCUUAUGUGGAGUUUGGAAGAUAAUAUAUCCGUUGGCGAAGUAGUCGAUGAUUUUUAUUUUAUCGAAAACGCCACGACGACUUAUCGAAGCAAUAUGUCCGAGAUCGGGGAUGCCUUUUACAAUUGGCCAGUUUAUCGAGCAGUGAAGCUUCAAUCGAAACUCAUGAAUUCCAGCGUCUACUUUUACGUUCUAGGCUACGAGGGGACUUUCAGUGGAACCUAUGCAAUCGACGCUACAAAACGUUACGGUGUCUCUCACGGGGAUGAUAUCAACUACCUGUUUCCAUACCUGAACAAGGUAUUCGAUGAUUUAUCACUGCACAAUACAGGCGAUGAUAUUACGAUGAUGCACGUCAUGACGGAGAUGUGGACCAGCUUUGUGAAAACUGGGGUACCGCAAGCAUUUCGGACGGCCAGUUGGAAACCGUUUCAAAUCAAGGAGAGCUACGCGCAGUUGGGUUGGGGGAACUCGACGGAUGUGGAAAUGAAGUCGAAUUUCCUUCCUGACAGAAUGGCAUUCUGGGAAGACCUGAUGGAUCAUUUAUCUUUGCCGAUAUAUAUGGUAGAAGAGGAAGUGAACGAUGAUAAUGCGGGUGCAGCGGUAAUGAUGAGAACAAUGGUCAUGUAUUACUUAAGUUUUUUCACCCUCUGGUUUGUACUUUGAGUAUUAACCCUUGAUUGACAAUUCUCGAGUAUAGUAUAUGCCUGGGUUUUGAGCACGUGUAAAAUAGUGAAUUGAGAAAAUCGAUAAGAACUAUAACGCGGUGAAUUUUGUCUUUUAAUGUCAAUUCGUUUAUUAAAUCUUCAAUGUCACUGAUAACAAUAAUUAUUACGUUAUUAAACUUUUUCUCAUCGUCCCUUUCAUUUUACGCGAUUCGACUCCGCUCAAACUUCGUUUCAUCGAUUUAUCAUAUAUUCCUGUUCAAUUCGAAUUGGCGAUUUUUAUAAAAACAGCCGUAACAGUGAUACCAAUAAAAUAUAUAAGAAUAUUAAUUAUUAUAAUGUUAACAAGAGCCAACGAGCGAUACGUAAGAAAUUGUACGUGAAGAUAAAGAAAAAUUAAAACUGU